Molecule: messenger RNA, 1185 nt
Organism: Brachypodium distachyon (stiff brome)
Lineage: Eukaryota; Viridiplantae; Streptophyta; Magnoliopsida; Poales; Poaceae
Product: adenylate kinase 3
Exons: 6
Coding region: 127-852 (241 amino acids)
Biological process (GO): nucleobase-containing compound metabolic process
Cellular component (GO): cytoplasm; mitochondrion
Molecular function (GO): AMP kinase activity; ATP binding
Source: RefSeq, a predicted model, not a curated record
GGCCGAGCAUCCAGAGCGAGACAUUUCUGCGACCCGGUGGAAGCGACGACGCACGCCGAAACAGCAGGCACGCGAGCUGCGUCUCGUUUCCCCGUUGCGGCGGCCGGAGGAGAGGAGGAGGACGAGAUGGCGGCGAGCCUCGAGGACGUGCCGUCAGUGGAGCUGAUGACGGAGCUGCUCCGCCGGUACAAGUGCAGCGCCAAGCCCGACAAGCGCAUCAUCCUCGUCGGUCCACCUGGCUCUGGAAAGGGAACACAGUCGCCCCUUAUUAAGGAUGAAUAUUGCUUGUGUCAUUUAGCCACUGGUGAUAUGCUGAGGGCUGCUGUUGCUGCUAAGACUCCUCUGGGGGUCAAGGCUAAAGAAGCUAUGAACAAGGGAGAGCUUGUUUCCGAUGACUUGGUUGUUGGGAUUAUUGAUGAAGCCAUGAAGAAACCUUCGUGCGAGAAGGGUUUUAUCCUUGACGGCUUUCCUAGAACUGUUGUUCAAGCACAAAAGCUUGAUGAAAUGCUGGCAAAGCAAGGUGCUAAGGUUGACAAGGUUCUGAACUUUGCAAUCGACGAUGCAAUAUUGGAAGAAAGAAUUACGGGCCGUUGGAUACACCCAUCGAGUGGUAGAUCUUACCAUACAAAAUUUGCUCCUCCUAAGACUCCUGGAGUUGACGAUGUUUCUGGAGAGCCCUUGAUUCAAAGGAAAGAUGACACAGCUGAGGUCUUGAAGUCCAGGCUUGAAGCCUUCCACAUGCAAACUGAACCUGUGAUCGACUACUACUCCAAGAAAGGCUUAGUGGCAAAUCUUCAUGCAGAGAAACCACCAAAGGAAGUGACUGCUGAGGUGCAGAAAGCCCUUUCAUGAAGUGUCUGUUCUUCCACUUUGAAAAUGACAUGUACCAAAACCCCUAUCUGGGUUCCCUAGAAGUUUUAAAUGGGCACCGGCAUUGUGCGGUUCCCGCUUUCCGUCUGCCAUUGUGCGUGGUGGCACCAUUUUAUUACAGCUCUUACAGGCUCGGGAAUUUGUCUGAAUAAUUUUGUUUGGAAUGAGAAGUCUUCCUUUUUUAACAACAGAGAUGAUAGCUAGAGCAUCUCAUCCUUAACGGGGAUUUGCCCUGCUACCUGAUUGUAACCUCGUGUUGACUCUUCUGUUUUGAUCGAUGCUCGAGUUCGCAAAAGUGAUACCCUGCUUUACCUU